AUGGAAAAUGAAUCUGUCAUAUCGGCCCGAAGUGACAGAUCAAGAUCAUCGCACCAUUCUCACCACAGAAAUUCAAGCAACAGAGUUCAACAGUAUUACAACAGAACAAGAAACAGUCGAGCAGGUGUGUCAGGUGAUGCCUUACUUCGCUACCCUGUUGAAUCAGAGCAACCAGAAUACAGGGACGACAGAUCAGCUGUUAGUACGUCGGGGAGGCUAUCUAAACGGCACAACAAGCAUGGGGGCAUGAUGAUGUCUGAGUUUAUUCCAGAAAGAAGGUCUCUACGUGCUUAUGAAGAUCAGUGUGACAAUGUUACAGUCAUUACAGGGGCCACUAGUGAUUUUGUCUAUUCAAUGGAUGAUUUAAAUAAAGAUCACGAAUUUAACAGUCAAAAGAAAAACUCAUUUUCACAUCGAAAAAUAUGCAACAAGUUCAUUUCAUUUAUUACUAUUUGUUUUGUGGUCCUGCUUUGUUUAUCAUCAUUUUUCUCACCUAUCCUCAUGUUACUGCUUCCAAAGUUGCCAAUGAUUAGUUGGGAGAUAGACCUAUGUGAUCCAGAAUGCGAAAGUGCUUUUCUGGGGAUCGGCUUCAAACUUUUGAUUCUAUUAAUUGCCACCUGGGCUCUAUUUUUUCGUCGUUCAAGGGUUAAUUUUCCAAGGUUGGACCCAGGAAGAACGCUCAUAGUAUUCAUAACGUUUCUACUAACGUUUUCAUUCUGGCUCUUUUAUGGUAUUCGAUUAUUUCAAAAGCCUGAUGUAACUUAUUUGGGAAUCAUAUCAUUUACAACAUCACACAUUGAUUCAUUGCUCUUUGUACACUAUCUGUCAGUCAUCAUCCUAGAAAUUAAUCAUCUCCAAUGUCGAUUCGCAGUAAAAAUAGUUCGUUCGCCAGAUGGCCACUCAAAGACUUACACAGUGGGAAAGAUGAGAAUUCAGAAUCUAGCUCAGUGGUGCCUCGAUAAGUACUAUACAGAUUUCCAGUCUUACAACCCCUACUUAGAAAUCAGCAGUAUUAAAAAAAAUUCCACGUCAUCUGGACCCCCCACUGCCUUCAAGUUGUACAACCUAGAUGGCGCACCAACUGGAGAAAGUGAGGGGGGCAAUGGUAACAACAAUAAUGGAGGUGGCGCUGCUGGUGGUAAAACUUUUUCUGUUGUUUCUUCAUCGGUAGCCGGGGGAAGAGUUGGACAUAACGACAGGUACUAUGGGGAAAUCGAGCAGGAGAAGAGGGUGUCGAGGAGGAGGUCAAGGUUGAUGAUGGCUGCUGAGGAGGCAUUCUCCCAUGUCAGGAGGAUUAGAAAUAGUAGAGUUUGCCAGAUGACGGAAGUCACGACGACAUCCACGAUGUCUGCCAGGGAAGCGGCUCAGGCCAUAUUUCCUACGUUAGUCCGACCUCUGCAGAAAUACUUGCGCAUCACUAGACAGCAGCCCAAGUACAACAUGGAAGACGUCGUUGGGCACCUGACUCGCUGUAUUAGUUACGAGCUGUCUUACAAGGCUUUCCUCGAAAGAUAUUUAUCACAGAAUGAAGUAGCGUUUGUGAAUGAUGAUUGGAUUUUGAGGACCAAACAACAGCAACAACAACCAAACGAUGGCAACAACACAAAAUCAGCUAACAUCAAAAGUAAAAAAUCUCAACAUUCUUGGGUGAUCUCUUGUGAGAGCCUCCUAAAUAGAAUGAUUAGUGAAGAUGGCUGCCAUUUUAAACUGGGUAGGGAUGUGCUUGGAGGCGAAUCGUUGUUCAUCAGUGUACAGAAACUGCCAUUCUAUGAUAUUAUGGAAGAGCCUGUUAAUAUUAAGAUGCAGAGAUUUAACUUAGAUAUGAACGUUGAAUUGUCUGUUUGAGUUGUUUGUGUGCGUGUGUGUGUGUGUGUGCGUGUGUGUGUGUGUGUGUGUGGAUAUAAAAGUUAAUAUUUUUUAUAAAUCUAUACAUUUAAAUAUAUACAUAUUUAUAUAUUUCCCUCUUUGUUUUUUUAUUUUAAUAGUCCAUAAAACAUUUAUUUGUCUUCUUGUUGUUAUCUUUCACGUGCAUACAUACAUUCAUACACACAUAUACACAUACAUACGUACACACAUAUAUACGUACACAUACAAACAUACAGACACAUACAUACAUGCUAGCAUGUUUAAAUCCAUCAUAUUAUCAUGAUAUUGCCUUUAACAUUAUAUAUCUACAAUAUUAAUCAUACAAGGACCAGUUUUUUUCUACGUUAUGAAUAAUUAGUAAUUAAUAUUAUUCUAUAAUUAAUAUUAUUUUAUAAUUAAUAUUAUUCUAUAAUUAAUGUUAUUUUAU
This is a messenger RNA of Helobdella robusta, 2293 nucleotides long. RefSeq lists its product as hypothetical. Gene Ontology annotation, cellular component: plasma membrane. NCBI's taxonomy places the organism in Eukaryota, Metazoa, Annelida, Clitellata, Rhynchobdellida, Glossiphoniidae. Gene Ontology annotation, biological process: Wnt signaling pathway, planar cell polarity pathway; establishment of planar polarity; multicellular organism development. The transcript is spliced from 3 exons. Bases 1 to 1845 code for a protein of 614 amino acids. The record is from RefSeq and is a predicted model, not a curated record.